Messenger RNA from Entelurus aequoreus (snake pipefish), 4796 nucleotides. RefSeq names its product NIM1 serine/threonine protein kinase a (gene nim1ka). NCBI's taxonomy places the organism in Eukaryota, Metazoa, Chordata, Actinopteri, Syngnathiformes, Syngnathidae. Gene Ontology annotation, cellular component: nucleus; cytoplasm. Bases 535 to 2697 code for a protein of 720 amino acids. The transcript is spliced from 16 exons. Gene Ontology annotation, biological process: protein phosphorylation; intracellular signal transduction; microtubule cytoskeleton organization. The record is from RefSeq and is a predicted model, not a curated record. Gene Ontology annotation, molecular function: ATP binding; protein serine/threonine kinase activity; DNA-binding transcription factor activity, RNA polymerase II-specific.
UGAUUGGCCCAUUCGCCGGCCACUCAAAACAACUUCCCCAUGACAACACAAUCAACCGUGCGGCAGCUUUGGCUGCAUCGUCAAUGUCACCGACCACCGGGAAAGAUGUUUCUCGAAGGAAUUUUGCCACUUUCCCCAAUGGCUCUAUUAAGCUGCGGCGGAAGGGCUCUAGUGUUUUCCAUCGUUGGAGUGUGUGUGAAGAGGCUGCUGAUGCCAGCAGUGUGUUCGGCAGCAAAAUGCAAACCCUGCAGGAUCCUCGGACAAAUCAUCAAAUGUCUGCUUCUUCGCUGAUGCAGCAAAUGAGGGGAAUGUCUUCCAUCGACGGCUCAAGAUUAUAAAUGCUUGGAAAUUACUUUUUUUGGUUGAUGCGAGAUGGGCCGAAAUCUCAGGAGUUUUUGACCAUUUUGGUUGAAAUAAAUAUAAUUAUUUUUAUGAUGGUCAACAGGAUAAAUGGCUCAUAUACCUUGAGUCCACCACCAGGCGUCGUCAUGAGAUAAGCCCCCCUCCUGUCCACCCUGGGUGUCCCUUCUCAGGAUGACCGCCGUAUGCCCCUCAGAGAGCAGCCCGGAGGAGGCCGUGGCAACGGGAGCCACGGUGGACAGUUCCGUUUCUGGGGUCAACACUGGGGAGUCUAACGAAGACUCUGCAGCGGGAUCCGUGGAGCCCACAGCUGGGGUCGCCCUCGGCCAGAGGUAUACGCACUGCAGCACCCAGGACAGCUGCGACAUCAACACGGAUGAUGAAGGGGCGACCAUACGCCGCCUCACUCCGCUGGAGAGGCUCAACUUGGACAUGUGCCAGGAUGAGAGGGUGGUCCGUGAAAUUACAGUGGGCAGAAGGAUCAGCUUUUACAAAAUUCGAGGAGAGAUCGGCUGUGGAAAUUUCUCUCAUGUCAAACUUGGAAUACAUGCACUCACCAAAGACAAAGUGGCCAUAAAGAUCCUGGACAAAACCAAACUGGAUCAAAAGACCCAGCGGCUGCUUUCCAGAGAAAUCUCCAGCAUGGAGAAACUCCAUCACCCCAACAUCAUACGCCUCUAUGAGGUGGUGGAGACGUUGUCACGGUUACAUCUAGUUUUGGAGUACGCGGGUGGAGGGGAACUCUACAGCAAAAUAACCACCGAAGGGAAACUUUCUGACCCGGACAGCAAAGUUGUCUUUUCUCAGAUCCUCUCUGCUGUAAAACACAUGAUGUCAAUCACGGAGGACUUAGAUAUGGAUGGAGCGGAAUUGCUUGGGUUGCUGUUUGACGACAGAGAGGAUGGAUCUUCUGAACAGCUCUUUCCUUACAGCAAUGGGCUCAUUGAUUCUUGGCUUUCCGAACAGAAUAUGCUUACAGGUUUGGACACUGAGGACUUUCUCUCCAGCUUGUUCAAGGACGAAGACAACAUGGAGACCCUCUGUCCCUCCCACUCGCCCCUGGGCAGCGACAGUGGCAUCUCAGAUGACAGCGGCGGCCGCGUGGGAAACACAACGCCAGUCGGCUGCCCGAGUCCGCAGAGCAGCGAUAUCGAUAUUUCGCACAAUACUAGCUUCUCCAAUCCCAGCCCCGAGUGCUCAGAAGCCACCCGAGUCGAUGGAGACCUGCAUGGGGAGAACCCGGAGGCAAUGAGAGUGCAGGCAGAUCACAGCUACUCCUUGCUGCAAGGUGGUUGCGGGGACCCAGAUGUACUGCAGAGUGUGAGGGCGGAGAAGCCAGACAUUGAUGUCUUUAUUGAUCUAGAUGAUUUAGUGAGCGACGCUAUGGAGGACGACGUCACCACUGAGCUGCCUUGUACGUUGUCUAUGGAGGACUCGAUGUUGGAUUCAAUGCAGUUGUACGACACAGGAGAGUUCCAGUUUAAGGAGAUCGUGCUGUCUGAGGAGGAGAAGCGCCUUUUGGCGAAAGAGGGAGCCAUGAUUCCCUCGCACAUGCCUCUCACAAAGGCCGAGGAGAGGACCCUAAAGAGGGUCAGGAGGAAGAUUCGCAACAAGCAGUCAGCUCAGGAGAGUCGCAAGAAGAAGAAGGUCUACGUUGACGGCUUGGAGAACAGGGUCGCCGUGUGCACCGCGCACAACACCGAGCUGCAGAAGAAAGUCCAUCUGCUCCAGAAGCAAAACAUAUCUUUGAUUGAGCAGCUGAAGAAACUGCAGGCUAUGGUGAAGAUGUCCACCAUGAAAGCCAGUGCCACCAGCACUUGUGUGAUGGUGUUCCUGCUCUCCUUCUGCCUCAUCAUCUUCCCCUCAGUCAACCCGUUUGGCAGCAACACGGAGAAGAAGGAGCUAUACAUACCCACCUCCGUCAUUUCCCGUAUGUUGCGCUCAGUGCCGCCAGAAAGCACAGGCGCCGUCUCCUACCUGGAAGCCGAAGAGGACGAGCCGGAUCUGUACUUGCCUCAGGCCGAGGUUGAUAACCUGGACGCCAUCUUUGCCGGUGGUAAGAAGAACCACACCCCCGACUACCAGCGAGUGGAGCAGCCCGACUCUGAAACGGCCGUCAGCGGCAACUCUUCCGCCGACUUCCCCGAUGCCUCGUCGCAGGCGGCGGAGGUAUCGCCGGGGGUGGGCGGCGGCGGCCCGGCCGGCUUAAAAGAAGUUUCUAUAGAUCCUGUAAAGGCGGCCGCUGUUACCUACGAGGUGCCGGGCGCCAAGGAGAACUGGAUAGACCGAAACCCUCCAACUGUAAUAUUACAGCAGCACCGAUCUGAUGAGAUGUAGCAUGUUAGUUGGACCCCCAGAGGGAGCCAUAUUCCAACUCUGAUUGGUACAACAGGGAAGCUAUACCAUUUGUAAAUAGAGGAAGGGAAAUUCAAACAGUCUUCUGAUGUACUACUGUUACUUUAUUUGCACUUUUUUUCAUGCUCUUUUAUUCGUAACAUUAACCUACCUAAACAGUCAGCAUGUUUUUGUGAAAACCUUCCGAUAAAGAAAAAUAACGCUUUAGGUUCCCGAAAGGGCACGUGCUUUUUGCAAUGCAUUCUGGGGCCGCCGUAGCCAUUUUUGUUGGCCAAAGCUUUCGUUUACCUGGCUGUUCUGUACCUGGGGCAAUGUGAGAGAGAGCUACAAACUGGUUUAAAAUGCCAUCCAUCCAUCCAUUUUCUACCGCUUGUCCCUUUCGGGAUCGCGGGGGUGCUGGAGCCUAUCUCAGAUGCAUUCGGGCGGAAGGUGGGGUAUACCCUGGACAAGUCGCCACCUCAUCGCAGGGCCAACACAGAUAGACAACAUUCACACUCACAUUCACACACUAGGGCCAAUUUAGUGUUGCCAAUGGUUUAAAAUGGAUUGUACAAAAUAAAAAAAAUAAGGGACUGUACCGAGACAAGCUGUGCCCUAAUCCAAAAGCUCGCUAUCGCUACCUCGAUAAAAAUAAAUAAAAUUGGUGGAAAUGCCGCCAUUGUUGAAGCCAUACUUGUCUAUAGUUCGUCAACGGAGUCAGUUUUUAUACCCGUUAAGAAUUUCAGAAUGCAAAGCCUGUUAAGGUUUAUUGCUAAGGCUCCGUUCAAAUUGUGUAUAAUUUACAGAUUUCAUCUCGUAUGUGUUUGAGAUGGCGUGAGGGAGCCCAGCCUCAUUUCAUGAGCACGUUUCCAAUUAUUAUCUUUAAAUACUUUGAUCACUGCGCUAUCCAUUCAUCCAUUUUCUAUUGCUUGCCCCUUUCGCGGUCGUGGGAUGUGCUGGAGCCUAUCUCAGCUACACCAUGGACAAGUCGCCACCUCAUCACUGCGCUACUUCUCCGAAAAUAAUACCCACCCAUUACUUUUAAAUACUUUGAUCACUGCGCUACUUUUCCAAAAAUAAUACUCCUUCAUUUUUGUGCUUGCCCACGACUAAAACAGACAAAAUGCUUUUACCUAAAAUACUGUGCGUCGUUUCCUUGGCUAAUGCGAACAGCCAAGGAAACACAAUAAACCAUGCUUUGAUUCAAACUUAGCAGUCUGAAAAUGCAGUAAACACACCGACAUGUACCAGGUGUUGGUGUUAAAAGUCAUGUUAGAUCAUCUCACAGCUAUUCGCUGUACCUUUUAUUAACUCACAAACCUUUCACACUGGAAAUGACCAAAAAUCUCACAAAACCUUUUAUUUUUUUCCUGAAGCGAUCAUGUCAACAAUCGUGGCAGUUUAUGAUGGCGCACGUUCACGCCAUGGUUUGAACUUGUUAAGGAAAAUAACAAAACUUUAGCAUAUAGUCUUGCAUUCAGCCAUGUAAAUAAGCUAUUGAGAGGCCAGCAAGACCCACAAUGCAUUGUGUUUACUACGUCUCACUUUUAAAGCCCUAUUUUCAAUAAGACACACCCAAAGCUGUUCACCAGUAAAUUAGCUGUUGCUUGAUAGAAGAAUAGGCUGUUUGAUCAAUGUCAUUAUUGAUGCUCCGUAAAGCCAUUGCAGGACAUUUGGCCAUGUAGAUGAUUGGCUCCUCUUGUAACAAGAGGGCCUUUGUGUACUUUAGCAAAUGUGUCAUUGUUUUCCCCUUGAUUUGAUUAAGAUAAGGAACAUUUUUAAAUAUAUUAUUCUGAACUACCUUCUCACAUUUUUAUGCUGUUUCUUUUGGCUGCUCAAAAAAAAAGUGGUGCGGUAAACUAUAUCCAAAAAUGUAAUGACCUGUGUUGCCAGUGAGACAUUUUUUUUAGUAUAUCUUCUAACGUUACUGUCAAUUGUAAAGACAUGUAAGUCAUGUGAGAUUAUACAUGGAAAUAGGCACUGAUUUGUGAGGAAUAGGAUGUAAAUAAGAUCAUGAUUGUAGCCUUUUCUGUACAUUUGACCUCUUUAUGUAUGUACAAGAUGUGAUGGGACAUCUAUGAUAAUAAAUUUUUUAUUUACAA